Molecule: messenger RNA, 40009 nt
Organism: Coregonus sp. 'balchen'
Lineage: Eukaryota; Metazoa; Chordata; Actinopteri; Salmoniformes; Salmonidae
Source: the annotation of a GenBank genome assembly
AUGGCUUCGAUUGUAGCCCAGUGUCACUACAUCUUCGGAUUGCGGACAGGAGUGAUAAAUAAUCUUUGCUACUUCGAUGAGCAGACUGUCAUCUUCCCAUGCGGAAACAACUGUGUACGCUACAACAUUGACCAGAGAUGGCAGAGGUUCAUUCCAGGUAGUUGCUCCCAAAUGAUAACAGUAAUAAUUGUAGCUAUACUUAUCUUCUCUUGCGGUGUACAUACUGUAUCAAAUGCGUUUAGUUAGCUAGCUACGUUUAUUGGAAAAUGAUAACGUGUUCUCAAUCAACUUGCCUGGUUAAAUAAAGGUAUGCUACAUGAAAUGAAAAUUACAAAGACCAAAACCUCAUAUACAACAUUAGGUGUUCGUCCCAAAUGGCAUCCUAUUCCCUAUGUAGUGCACUACCCCUCCAUUUUUCCUCAUAGGCACAGAGAAAAGCCAGGGUAUGCAAGCCCUGGCCAUCAGCGCCAACCGCCGCUACUUGGCCGUGUCAGAGCGUGGUGAGAAGGGCACCAUCACCGUGUACGACCUGCAGCACGAGCAGAGCCGGAAGAGGAAGGUGCUCAGUGGGGGAGAGGUCCCGGUGCUGGAGUUUGUCUCCAUGGCCUUCUCCCCCGACUCCAAGUACCUGAUAGGGCAGGCAGGAGCCCCCGACUGGACCCUGUUCUACUGGAUGUGGGAGAAGCAGAAGGUCAUGGCCUCAGUGAAGACGACGGGGUCCACCAACCCCAUCAACCAGGUGUGUGAGACAGAUAUAGGCAGGCCAGAGGAGGGAAGAGAGGGGAGAAGUGGGCCUUUACUUCAUGAUGGUAUUUUAUCCUGGUCAAAUAAUGGUGAAAUGAAAACAAAAGUGUGACAUUUUGAGCUACAAUUGUGGAUGUACAUAUCUUAUGGGCGCACACGUACACACGUACACACACAGACACACACACCUAUAAUCGAUAGACCGAAAAUUAAGCAUAACCAGUGCUUGACUUGGGCAGGAGCUCACCCGAGCUGAGUACCGGCACCUCAGAUCUUCUACUGCUUGAGCUCCUGUUCCUCUUAUAGAAUAUUAGCUCAAAAGUAUUGUGGAGCUCCUGCACCUAAAUAUAAACAGUACCGGCACCCAAAAUGAGUACCAGAACCUAUUUCAGUCCAAGUCAAGCACAGAGCAUAACAUACUCAACCACACACACACACACACACAAUAAACAAGAUCAUAACUACAUACCUUCUAUCACAAAGACCCAUCUUCAUCAUCUUCAUCUCUCCCAUCAUCACCCCCAGGUCAGCUUUAACCCGCAGGACAACACCCAGAUCUGUGUGAGUGGCAAUGGGGUCUUCAAGCUCUUCCGCUAUGCCGAGGGUGCCCUGAAGCAGUCCAACUUCCUUAAGCUGGAGUCCCAGAACUUCCUGUCGCACACCUGGAUGUCCGAGGAGCGUGUCAUAGCGGGGACAGAGACGGGCAGGCUGCUGGUGUUCGAGUCAGGUGACUUGCGCUGGGAGAUGAGCGUCACCACCAAGCCUGCCACGCAGGAGGCAGACAGGUCAGACAGGAUGAUCAAUCAAUCUAACAUUUUUACAAAAAAAUAGUUACAGCAGUAUUUGUCACAAAGUCCUUUAUAGUAACCCGAGCACAUUCAUUAACCAGCCAGGGAUCAUUAAACUGUUAGGGCUCUUUUAUAAUUGUAACAUAUAGUGUUUAAUACAUGUUAUUAAACACUAUAACUAUUAUUAUUGGCAAGUUAAUUCGUGUGGUGGACUUUUAGAAAUAUAAUUAAUAGAAAGGGCGUCUCCAUUCAAGUCAAUGAUGGCAUAAUGGGUGGACUGGCAGCCAUUUUGGGUGUACCCAUGCCUAGGUUGAAGAACCUAGGGAGAAUCUCAAUUGCAUACUCCUCGCGUCCUCUCUCCUCUCUCCUCGCCUCCUUCUCAAAACAAAUUGGAUGAGAAAGCCAGAGGUCCCUCCUCUCUGAACUUUUCCUCCAAUGAGUUUUGAGAAGGAGGCAUGGAGAGAGGAGAGAGGACGUGAGGAGUAUACAAUUGAGAUUCUCUCCUAGACCCAUGCCAGGAAGUAAAAGCAGGAAGUGUACCAUUUAAUCUGUGCUGUGAUUUGUUGAGUCAACUGACAUACAUUAGAUGCGGUGUAGAAGUCAAUGGAACUCGACCAAAACAAUGGAAAUGCCAUGGAAACGCGUAGGGGAAAGAUGCCGUGGGGGAAAGAUCCCGAAUCUCCUCAUUGCCCCACAGCAAAAUUAGCCUACAUUUAGGCUAUUGUUUAUGUGUGUAUUUCACACUAUGUUGAGGUAAACAUUGUUUUAUAAUGCUUGUAUGGAUGUCAACCCCAAUACAUGUUCAUGUCAUCGUCACCAAUCAACUGCAUUACAGUUAAAAAACAACUUUGACUACCACCACUAAUUUCUGUAUGCUAGCUAUGCUAACCAGCUUACAGUUUUUUCCAACUGCUUACACACGUUUUCAAAACUAUGUCUCCUUUUUUCAAAACUCUACACACAAUUCCCAAAACUGCACACACAAAAUGCAAAAUGCCUCACAUCUCCUUCAAAAUGUAACACUUCAUUCAAAAUGCCAUAAACACAUGUCAGAAUGAAGCAUUUGCAUCAAAUGGCAAACACUACUUUCAUAAUAGUAAAUUUUUGGAUAUACCAUGUAAACACUGUUGUUCUAAAUCUAAAGCCCUUUGGUCUUUCAUAGGCUUAUAUAUACAUUCCAAUACAAUGUUCUACAGUGAAAGUAAUCUGCUGAGAGGGGUAACAAGUACACUGUAAACACCAAUGCAAUGUAGAAACAGAAAAUAUUUAUUAGGCCAAACAUUACUGUUGUAUACAGUAGCAUACAACAAAACCAUAAACAUAUGUAAACCAAAAGUAUAUUCUUUAGAAUACAGUAAAGAACACAAAAGUGUGUGUGGGGUCCGGGGGGGGGGGCAGUCCAGGAAUUGGUAGGGGGGUGGGCAGUCACCAGUGCUAAGCUACGCUUCAUCUCUUCUCCGGGCUGGGUCUGGCCACAAUACUUUGUCCACAUCACAAGAUACGUUUUCUCUUGCCAAACAUCGAGGGAAGUAUCUCCUAGCAUGGCGUAUCCAACCUUGGACAGAGGCAACCUCUAUGUCCCCACAUGCGUCCUCCAUUGCCUGGAGAAGCGGCAUGCGGGCAUAGGGUUGGCAAUCAUACACUUUCCAGCGCCAGGCUGAGAAGAAUUCCUCUAUGGGAUUUAGAAAAGGUGAAUAUGAGGGUAGGUACAAAACUACAAAUUGUGGAUGGGUGGCAAACCAGUUUUGGACCAGAACAGCCCGGUGAAUACUAACAUUGUCCCAUAUAACCACAAAUCUAGCAGGCUCCUGAUCUGGAUCAGGGACAAGCAUUGUGUAAAUUGCAUCCAGAAAAGUGAGCCUAUGGCCGGUCUUGUACGGACCUAGUGUGGCAUUGUGAUGGAGGACCCCGUUUUGAGUGAUGGCAGCACACAUAGUUAUAUUACCCCCACGCUGUCCAGGGACAUUGGUAAUUGCCCUCUGUCCUUUUACAUUUCUUCCGCGGCGCCUGGUUUUGGUGAGGUUGAAGCCAACCUCAUCCACAUAAAUAAAUCUCCUUCCUUCUCUUCUUUGCCCUCGUCCUCUUCUUCCUCUUCCUCUUCCUCUUCAUUUUCCUCUUCCUCCUCCUCCUCCUCCUCCUCUUCCAACACUUCGUCUUUGAAUUUGUCCUCGUUGUUGUCCCCUGCCUCUCCCUCCUACUCCUCUUGCUCUCUGUCCAUUGUUGGCAUCCAUUGUUCAAAACAGGUAAUCUGACCUUUGACCUAUUUAUAGGCCUAUACUACAGUAAAGCAGUGAUUGGUUAGUGAUCAGUUAAGCAAUUAGUGUUUGCACAUGUGAAGAGUGUGUGUGUGACCUGGUGAAUAAGUGUAGCAUUUUGAAUGGUUGUGUUUGGAAAAGGAAAGCAAGUCACUUCCUGUUAGAUUUUUGUGUUUUAGGGUGAGAAUUGUGUGUAGUGUUUUGAAAAAAGUGUUUUAUGCAAUUGACAACUGAGUCAAAGGCUGAGAAAUAGCUUAUGGUUUUGGAGAUUUGGUGUGUAGUUUUGCACUUUGAGUGAGAGGUUUCAAAAAUCGUGUGACAUGAAAAGAUUUUGUGUGUAAGCAGUCGGAAAAAACUGUAUACGAAGGAAGUUAGCAUUUAGCAGUCACUUCUUCUGAACUUGAAAAGUGGCUACUUCUAAAUGUUGUGCUGCGAAAACUGCCAAAUAUAUCCAAAUCAGACUUUAGUAACCACAUUGUGGGUCUGUUGUAAUACAUAAAUCAUGACGGAUUUGACAAAUAUCCACUUUAUUAGAUCAGAUUUGUUGAAUGUGCGCCUAUCCAGCAUCCUUCUUCUAUCCCCCAACGGUCUGCGUUCCAUUGACCUCUUUACCGCAUCUAUUUAAAAAAAAUACGCAAGCCACAUCAUUAGCAUAAUUUGAAUGAACAUUCUACAUUACCAUGGCAAUCCAGCAUCAGUUGAUAGAACAUUCCAAAAUACCAUGGAAAUUAUUGCAUCACAAUAACAGGAAGCCAUUGCGAUUGCACCCAGUCAAAUUGCUUCCAAGCCCGUUCUAUUAAAAUCAUUGGACGAUUCUGGUUUGUCGAAGUGUUAUGCAAUGACAAUGUAGUUAGUUUUUUUAAGCACUGGCUGCUUACAAGCAGCUAUUUAGCAGAAUGUUUUUUUUUGUCAUUUAGCAGAUGCUCUUAUCCAGAGCGACUUACAGGAGCAAUUGGGGUUAAGUGCCUUGCUCGAGCACAUCGACAGAUUUUUUUCACCUAGUCAGCUCAGGGAUUUGAACCAGCGACCUUUCGGUUACUGGCGCAACGCUCUUAACCGCUAGGCUACCUGUCUCUAGAAAUGCUUCCUGCAGGGGGAAUCCUACCACACUUAUACCCCAUUGACAAUUGGACUGUCUGAGCCUAAUCAUAAACAGAUGUAAUGCUCAAAUGGAUAACAAAUGACUGUCCUUUCACGGCACAGACAACUAGAGAGGAGAAAGCCAGAGGAGGCCAAGUCAGAGGGAGCAGCCCCAGCCCAUCUGCCCAGAGUCACAGCCAUCACGUCUUACUCUAAGGGCUUUGCCUGCUCCGCCGGCCCAGGGACCGUGUGUCUGUUUGAGAAGACAGAGGAGAAGGACAACUACAGAAAGACUAGGGAGAUCAGGGUAAUGGCAAUGUGUGGAUCACACGAUAACUUGACUUCUAAAUGGUCUCAUUCAUUUGAAAUGAGUGUGUGUGUGUGUGUGGAGGGGGGGGGGGCAUAUUUGAUGUGUGUGUGUGUGUGUGUCAGAUCCCUGCGGACCUGUGCAGCAACGAGCCUAGCCAUGCGGAGCAGCAGGAGAUGGUCACGCUGUGUAUCAGCCCGUCAGAGGAGACCCUGGUCACCAGUACGGACCGUGGUCAGCUCUACAGCAUCACCCUGUCCUCUGCUGAGAUGAACAAGGUGAGCAGUGAUCUUGGCCUAUAUGUAUAGUACAGGGGGGCCAGAGACCCCUUUUGUGUUAGAAAAUUAAUCAGGAAACCCCUCAUAAUCAGAACACAACUCGAGUGAGAUAAAAAUAGCAUACAAGGAAUUUUACUAUGACUUCGGGCAGUGCAUCGCUGGACGAACCAAGUCUCUGGGAAUGAACAUUUUAAAGGACCUCCUCUUGGCAUCAGAGAAAACAUUUUGCUGUUUUCAAGCUAAUUUCAUGCAAUUCUACACAUUUUGUCAUGGGGAAGAGAUAACAUUUUGCAGUUUUCUAUCUUAAAUUACAGUGCAUUUAUGUAAAAAAAUAAUAAUACAAGAAGUAUUAAAGUAACUGCCCAGUGUUUACAGAUUUCUAUGAAAUAUGACCUAUAAUUAAUUACAAUAUGAGUGAAAUAGUUUUCUUUAAAAAAAAAGAAGGUAAUUAAGUAUGUUAAAAAGCUACUUUUCUGUGUUGGAAUGGUGUGGGCGUACCCCAACAACAGAAUGUUGUGGGCGUAUACCGGUCAUAAAAAAUAUUCAUACGAGUAGACCGCUAAUUGGCCAGCUCAGCCAAGGCAGUAUGACAUCAUUCUCUAUGAGGAAGUAGCAAGCAUUUUUUAAAUGGUCUGUUUGAGAUACAAGUUUGAGGCAGAGGAGGCUGGUGGGAGGAGCUAUAGGAGGACGGGCUCAUUGUAAUGGCUGGAAUGAAAUCAAUGCAACAGUAUCAAACAUAUGGAAACUCCAUUUAUUCCAGCCAUUGUAAUGAGCCCGUCCUCCUAUAGCUCCUCCCACCAGCCUCCAACCUGAAUCUCAAACAGACCGUUUUUGUUUUGUUGAAAUAUUUUGAGAUCUGGCCACAGACCCCACUUUGAGAACCCCUGGUAUAUUAUAUAGUCUUUAUGGCUGUGUGCAAGGUGAACAGCUGUUAUGGCAUUGCAUGCUAGAGCAUACUGGGCGUGCAGUCAGCAGGAUUAGGUCCAGGUUAGGUUCGGUCCAAAUUCUACUUUUCUUUAUUUUGUUAUUCUGUCCUUCCUUCCUUCCAAUCCUUGGAUUGGUCAGAGCAAUAUAGUUGAGAGCCCGAGAUUGAGCGUGAAUAUGACUAGGUGAAGUAUAUUUACCAUAUUGGUUUCCCAUUAGACAAUCCUUGCACCCGUAGUGUGCACUUGUGCACUCCUCCCAGUGCAUUUCAAAUAAUUGGAUUGGUGCUUGAAAGUAAGUUAACAAGUGCACACUUUGGGCAGAAGAGUAUAGAAUUGGGACGUUGAAAGGCUUGUGUGCUCUUGCACUAACCUCCAUUUCUCUGUGUUGUCCACCAGGGGGAGCAAGCCCACUUUGAGUUCCUGUCCCACUCGUUUCACUCCAACAUCAUCACAGGCCUGUCCAUCUGCAUCCGCAAGCCCCUUAUCGCAACAUGCUCCCUGGACCACUCCGUACGCAUCUGGAACUUUGAGACCAAGUAAGAAAUUAUCUCUUUGCUUUUCAAUGGGAAAAAUGUAAAUGGGAAUUUUCAGUUCACUUCCUGAACUGACUGAAUUGAAAUGGAAUCAACCCCAACUGUGUUCUCCAUUAGUGUACGUCUGUUGUCUCUAGGUUAUAUAUUUCAGCGCUUUUCAUUCCAUUCUAUUCAUACUGUGGGACGAAACCUGAGAACAGGGUGACCUCAUGUCCCGGAUUUUGUGGGACAGUCCCGCAUUUUGGCCCAUUGUCCCGCGUCCCGCAACCAAACAGUCAUGUCCCGCAUUUUAUCAACAAAUUAAAACACCACUAAUGUACGGAUUUUUUUUAAACAAAUGUAUAUUCAUGUAGGCUACACUCUUGUUGUCCCACAUUUGAGUAUUUUAAAUGUGGUCACCCGACUUGAGAAACCUACGCUCAAUUCAAACUUUAGUGAAAAUCUCCUAUUGGCUCCAAAGCAUGAUUUGCACAAAAUGGAUUUGCACAAAAUUGAUUUACACGAAAUUGAUUUUCACGAAAUUGAUUUGCACAAAAAGGUACUUACUUACUCCUCCUGGAGCAUAGCCCAUCAACAACAGCUUUAUGCUAAUGGUGUAUUAUAUAUAAGAGUGUUUUCCUCCUGCCUGUGUCAGUGUGCUGGAGCUACAUAAGGAGUUCCAGGAGGAGGCCUUCAGCGUAGCCCUGCACCCCUCUGGUCUCUUCAUCCUGGUGGGCUUCUCAGACAAGCUGCGCCUCAUGAACCUGCUCAUCGACGAUGUUAGGACCUUCAAGGAGUUCACUGUCAGGGGCUGCAGAGAGGUGGGGGAAGGAGUGUGUGGAGGGGUGUGUGGAGGGGUGUGUGGAGCGGUGUGUGGAGGGGUGGGGAGCGGUGUGUGGUGGGGUGUGUGGAGGGGUGUGUGGUGGGGUGUGUGGAGCGGUGUGUGGUGGGGUGUGUGGUGGGUGUGUGGGAUGGGUGUGUGGGGGGUGGUGUGGAGCGUGUGUGGAGGUGUGUGGUGGGGUGUGUGGUGGGGUGUAUUGUGAGGGUGUGUGGUUGGAAUGUGUAGGGUUGAAAAGGUCUGGCCUGUUGCUGCCGUGGUGGAGGGGCUGUAGGUGCACUCGGUCUUAUUUGUGUUGGUGUAUUUUGAGAGUGUCUGUGCGUGUGGGUGUGGAGACGUGGAGGUGUUGGGUGGUUGUGGAGGUGUUUGUGUGGGGGUUUGGAGGUGGGAUGCUGUUGUGGUGACGGUUGGUUGUGGGGUGGUGUGGGGGGUGUGUGUGGGGUGUGUGGUGGGUGUGUGGUGGGGCGGUGUGUGAGGGUGGAGCGUGUGUGGUGGGUUGUGGAGGGGUGUUGUGGUGUUGGAGGCGGUGUGUGGUGGUUGUGGUGGGGUGUUGAGGGGUGUGGUGUGGGGUGUGUGGAGCGGUGUGUGGGGUGUGGGGUGUGUGGGGUGUGUGGGGGUGGGGUGUGUGUGGGGUGUGUGGUGGGUGUGUGGUGGGUGUUGGUGGGGUGGUGGCGGUGUUUGGGGUGUGGGGUGUGGGGUGUGUGGAGGGUGUGUGUGGUGGUGUGUGGGGUGUGUGGGGGGUUUGGUGGGGUGUUGGAGGUGUGGGGUGUGUGGGGGGUGGUGGGUUGUGUGUGUUGGUGGGUUGUGUGUGGGUGGUGGUGUUGUGUGGGGUUUGUGGUUUGUGGGUCGGUGUGUUUGGUUGUGUGUGAGUGGGUUUGUGGUUGGUGUUGUUUUGUGGUGUUUUGUUUGUGGUUGUGGUUUGGUUUUUGUGUGUUUGUGUGUGUUGUGUGUUUGUUGGUUUUGUUUGUUUUUUGUGUUUUUUGGUUGUUUGUGUUGUUUUGGUUUUGUUUUUUUGUGUUUGGUUUUGGGUGUGGUUGUGUUGUUGGUGAGGGUUGGUGGGUUGGGGGAGUGGUGUGUGGAGGGUGUUGGGAGGGUGUGUGUGUGGUGUGGGUGGUGGGGUGUGUGGAGGGGGUGUGUGGAGGAGUGGGGAGCGGUGUGUGGAGGGGUGUGGAGGGGUGUGUGGAGGGGUGUUGGUGGGUGUGUGUGGUGGGGUGUGUGGAGGGGUGUGGAGGGUGUGUGUGAGGGUGUGUGGAGGGAUGUGUGGAGGAGUGGGAGCGGUGUGUGGAGGGUGUGUGGAGGGGUGUGUGGUGGGUGUGUGGAGGAGUGGGGAGCGUUGUGUGGAGGGGUGUGGAGGGGUGUGUGGAGGGGUGUGUGGUGGGGUGUGUGGAGGGGUGUGUGGAGGGUGUGUGGUGGGGUGUGUGGUGGGGUGUGUGGAGGGUGUGUGUGGAGGGUGUGUGGUGGGGUGUGUGAGGGUGUGGGAGGGUGUGUGUGGUGGUGUGUGGAGCGUUGUGUGGAGGGGUGUGUGUGGAGGUGUGGUGGGGUGUGUGGAGCGGUGUGGUGGGGUGUGUGGAGGAGUGUAUGGAGGGGUGUGUGUGUGUGUGUUACAAGGACUCAAUGUCAAAAUAAACUUCACUAUAGAUACUGUCAGACAAAUUAAAUGAAUGAAUAUUGUAUUGCGGUCAAUGGAAUUAUAAAACAUGUCUUGUUGCUUGUAUCUCUUUCUCUCUUCACAGUGUGCUUUCAGCCAUGGGGGACACAUGUUUGCUGCUGUCAACGGAAACGUCAUCCACAUCUACUCCUCCACUACAUUUGACAACCUCUUAAAUCUGAAGGGUCACAAUGGAAAGGUGUGUUGUUACCUGAGCAGGAAAAGCUGUGGUCCUAUAGUCACCAAACAUAACUUCCCCCAGAGACUGAAACCCUGCUGACUGUCGCUACUACACCUCUGUAUUGUCUGACUUGUUAUUGUGUAUAAAUGAUAUCAAAAUAAGUUACCGGUUUGUCUGUCAGGUGCGGGCCAUCGUGUGGAGCACGGACGACAGUCGCCUGGUGUCGUGCGGGAUGGACGGGGCCGUGUACGAGUGGAACACGCUGAACAGCAAGCGCGAGUCGGAGAGCGUUCUGAAGUCCUGCAGCUACACUGGCGUCACCAUCUCGCCUGAUGCCAAGACUAUCUUCGCCGUGGGGACAGACUGUACCCUGAAGGAGAUCCAAGAAUGUCAGGUGGGAUUGAGGUUAUACCCUCAGCUCAGGGUGGUUCCCUAGAUAAGAUCAGUUAAAACACUUUGUGCAAGAACUUGAGUCAAGUCUACAAAACUUAGUUUAGGAACUCUGUUCGUAACAAAUUGUAGUUUUGGGAAUAGAAAACUGCAUUUAGAUUGAAUGUUUCAUCCACAGAGAUCCAUUUCUAUGGUUUCAUGGAUGAGAAAAUGUGCAGAAUGUCAGCCCAGUUUCACCUUGCGUCCUCUUCUCCCUCUGCCUUGCCACUAUAAGGAGAGGAAGCCCCUAGUGGGAGUGACGUGGUGCUUUGUACUAGCCUAAUCCCAGAUCUGUUUGUGCUGUCUUGCCAACUAUGGUCAUAGGAGUUGAUGAGACAGCACAACCUUAUCUGGGGCCGGGCUUGUGCUUUGUACCAAUGUGGCAAACUGUUCUCAGAUCCUUAGGGAGGUGGCAGCGGACGACGUGGCCUACACCACCAUCGCAAUGUCCCGCUCGGGACGGAUGCUCUUCGCAGGGACCUCCAUUGGAACCGUCAGGGCCAUCAAGUACCCUCUAUCCACACAGAAAGACUGGAUCGAGUACCAGGCCCACUCAGGGGCUGUCACCAGGGUGGGUGUGUGAUGUUUUGCCCAAUCCCAGAACAUUCAAUUGUGGCGUACCUGCAAGAUCUGUUUGUGCUGACUCCUUUGGUCAUUGCCAUGUAAACGACGACUACCAUAGGAUUUGACGAUACAGCACAAACAGAUCUGGGAAAGUCCAAAUCUUGCAGAUCAGUUGAUGCUUGAUCUAUGAUAUCUCGGGCCAGACUUCAUUUGAAGUGAAAGCAAAUCAAAUCAACGCAACUGUAUGGACAUUUAUCACGCUCUCAUUUCUGCUCUCAUUUCCCCAGUGGAUUUCCCCCAUCAUGUACAUGUAGCUGCCAAAAUAAAGGAAACACUUGAGUAAAUGAGGGAUACAAAGUAUAUUGAAAGCAGGUGCUUCCACACAGGUGUGGUUCCUGAGUUAUUUAAGCAAUUAACAUCCCAUCAUGCUUAGGGUCAUGUAUAAACAUUUCCAGUUUGCCCAUUAUUUGGAAUACCAUGGCUAGAAGAAUAGAUCUCAGUGACUUCCAAAGAGGAGUCUCAAAGGAGCAUAGAGGGUUUAAAGGGUGUGUGUGUGUCUGUGUGUGUGUGUGUCUGUGUCUGUGUGUGUGUGUGUGUGUGUGUGUCUGUGUCUGUGUCUGUGUCUGUGUGUGUGUGUGUGUGGCUCAGUCACUAGAUCUCAACCCAACUGAACACUUACGGGAGAUUCUGGAACGGUGCCUGAGAUAGCGUUUUCCACCACCAUCAACAAAACACCAAAUUAUGGAAUUUCCCGUGGGAGAAUGAUGUCGCAUCCCUCCAAUAGAGUUCCAGACACUUGUAGAAUCCAUGCCAAGGUGCAUUGAAACUAUUCUGGCUCGUGGUGGCCCAACGCCCUACUAAGACACUUUAUGUUGGUGUUUCCUUUAUUUAUUAUGGCAGUUACCGGUACAUUGUACAGUAAAGUCUACUGAAUGAACCAAUCUAAAUAAUGAUGAUCACGUUGGUCUUGUUCACUAAUGAGAAAAUGUUUCAUAAUGGAGUGAAACAGGGAGGUACCACCUGAACUCUUCCGAUAAGAACACCAAUUUCCAUUUUUCCUUGCAAAACAUUUUUGCUAUGAUGUGCCCUACUGAACACAACCUAGGACCGUGUCCAUUAGUUUUAAAACGUUUCGCAAUGGGAAAGCGAAAAAUAAGCAUUUAUUUUCCAGGUAGUCAUUUCCUGUUUCAGUCCGUUUUCCUUCCAUUUGGUGCCUAAUCAACAUCUACCUCUCUGACCUUUUCCCAGUCUAUUCCCACUCCCUUCACUCCUCCUCUGCUGGUUUCCUUGUCUCCCCCCCAUUCCGUCUCGCCACCAUGGGUGCCCGGGCCUUCAGCUGCUCUGCCCCCAGGCUCUGGAAUACACCCCCCACACACAUACAACAUUCAGACACAGUCAUCUCAUUCAAAAACCUAAUAAAAACACACCUCUUCAAGGAUGCCUGUAACCUAUAGUCUGUGUUGUAUGAUUGACUCUGUUCUACCCCACCCCCCCUUCUGUGCAUUCUCAGUAACCCUUACCCUAAACCGGGUUUGUAUGCUAUUCCCAACCCCUCCAUCCUCUUUUUUAUCUGUCCUGUUUAGUCUGGUCCUUUGAUUUACAUUUUACUUUGAUUGAUGCAAUUGAUUUUAUAUACUGAUAUAAAAUCAAUUGCAUCAAUUAUACUCCUGAGUGGCGCAGUGGUCUAAGGCACUGCAUCGCAGUGCUAACUGUGCCACUAGAUCCUGGUUCGAAUCCAGGCUCUGUCGCAGCCGGCCGCUACCGGGAGACUCAUGGGCGGCGCACAAUUGGCCCAGCGUUUUCCAGGGUAGGGGAGGGAAUGGCCGGCAGGGAUGUAGCUCAGUUGAUAGAGCAUGGCGUUUGCAACGCCAGGGUUGUGGGUUCGAUUCCCACGGGGGGCCAGUAUAAAAAAUAAUAUGUAUUCACUAACUGUAAGUCGCUCUGGAUAAGAGCGUCUGCUAAAUGACUAAAAUGUAAAUGUAAUACUGCACUUGGCUUUAUGUAGGCCUACUGUUAAUAUAAGAUCUCCUUGAGUACCCUGACAGGCGUCCACCAAAUAAAAUGUAUUAUUAUAAUUAUUAUUACCCUGUCCCUACUCAGAUGGUGAUCACGUUUGACGACCAGUACCUGCUGACGGUGUCUGAGGACGGCUGUCUGCUCAUCUGGAAGAUCAUAGACAAGGAGGGCCGCAGCCUGAAGAGAGACAAGGAGAUCACCUACGCUGAGGAGAUCCUCAUUACCAAGUCAGACCUGGAGGAGAAGGUGCUGGUCAUGACGGAGUAGCUGUUGAUUAUGGAGAAAAGAGAGAGAGAGAGAGAAAAUAGAGUUAAAACACUUGCAUGUCUUUUGAGUUACAUCUGGUUUGCCCAUUGCUACUAAUGCUUUGAGUUACAUGCCUGCAGUAGGACUAUGUAAAUGGUUAUCUUGAUCGUAGUCUGUAGGUUGUUGCUCUUGAUCAUUCAUUGCCUUCCUACUCUCUGUCCCCCCCAAUAAACUCUACUCUGUUAUAUUCUACUCUGUUCUAUUCUACUGUUCUAUUCUACUCUGUUCUAUUCUACUGUUCUAUUCUACUCUGUUCUAUUGUCUACUGUUCUAUUCUACUCUGUUCUAUUGUACUGUUCUAUUCUAAUGUUCUCUUCUUACUCUGUUCUUUCUAUGUUCUAUUAUAGGUUCGAUUCUACUGUUCUAUUUAUACUUGUUCUAUUCUACUGUUUCUAUUCUACUGUUCUAUUCUACUGUGUUCUAUUCUACUGUUCUAUUCUACUCUUUCUAUUCUACUACUCGUUCUAUUCAUCUGUUCUAUUCUACUGUUCUAUUCUACUGUUCUAUCUACUUGUUAUUUACUGUUCUAUUCUACUCUGUUCUAUUCUACUGUUCUAUUCUACUGUUCUAUUCUACUGUUCUAUUCUACUGUUCUAUUCUACUGUGUUCUAUUCUACUGUUCUAUUCUACUGUGUUCUAUUCUACUGUUCUAUUCUACUCUGUUCUAUUCUACUCUGUUCUAUUCUACUCUGUUCUAUUCUACUGUUCUAUUCUACUGUUCUAUUCUACUCUGUUCUAUUAUACUGUGUUCUAUUCUACUGUGUUCUAUUCUACUGUUCUAUUUACUCUGUUCUAUUCUACUCUGUUCUAUUCUACUGUGUUCUAUUCUACUGUUCUAUUCUACUACUGUUCUAUUCUAACUGUUCUAUUCUACUGUUCUAUUCUACUCUGUUCUAUUUAUUACUCUGUUCUAUUCUACUGUGUUCUAUUCUACUGUUCUAUUCUACUCUGUUCUAUUCUACUCUGUUCUAUUCUACUGUGUUCUAUUCUACUGUUCUAUUCUACUCUGUUCUAUUCUACUGUUCUAUUCUACUGUUCUAUUCUACUGUGUUCUAUUCUACUGUUCUAUUCUACUUGUUCUAUUCUACUGUUCUAUUCUACUCUGUUCUAUUCUACUCUGUUCUAUUCUACUCUGUUCUAUUCUACUGUUCUAUUCUACUGUUCUAUUCUACUCUGUUCUAUUAUACUGUGUUCUAUUCUACUGUGUUCUAUUCUACUGUUCUAUUCUACUCUGUUCUAUUCUACUCUGUUCUAUUCUACUGGUUCUAUUCUACUGUUCUAUUCUACUCUGUUCUAUUCUACUGUUCUAUUCUACUGUUCUAUUCUACUGUUCUAUUCUACUGUUCUAUUCUACUGUUCUAUUCUACUGUUCUAUUCUACUCUGUUCUAUUCUACUCUGUUCUAUUCUACUGUUCUAUUCUACUGUUCUAUUCUACUUGUUCUAUUCUAUACUCGUUCUAUUCUACUGUGUUCUAUUCUACUGUUCUAUUCUACUGUUCUAUUUACUCUGUUCUAUUCUACUCUGUUCUAUUCUACUUGUUCUAUUCUACUUGUUCUAUUCUACUUGUUCUAUUCUACUGUUCUAUUCUACUCUGUUCUAUUAUACUGUGUUCUAUUCUACUGUGUUCUAUUCUACUGUUCUAUUCUACUCUGUUCUAUUCUACUCUGUUCUAUUCUACUCUGUUCUAUUCUACUGUUCUAUUCUACUCUGUUCUAUUCUACUGUUCUAUUCUACUGUUCUAUUCUACUGUGUUCUAUUCUACUGUUCUAUUCUACUGUGUUCUAUUCUACUGUUCUAUUCUACUCUGUUCUAUUCUACUCUGUUCUAUUCUACUCUGUUCUAUUCUACUGUUCUAUUCUACUGUUCUAUUCUACUCUGUUCUAUUAUACUGUGUUCUAUUCUACUGUGUUCUAUUCUACUGUUCUAUUCUACUCUGUUCUAUUCUACUCUGUUCUAUUCUACUGUGUUCUAUUCUACUGUUCUAUUCUACUCUGUUCUAUUCUCUGUUCUAUUCUACUCUGUUCUAUUCUACUGUUCUAUUCUACUGUUCUAUUCUACUGUUCUAUUCUACUCUGUUCUAUUCUACCCUGUUCUAUUCUACUCUGUUCUAUUCUACUGUUCUAUUCUAUUUGUUCUAUUCUAUCUACUGUGUUCUAUUCUACUGUUUCUAUUCUAUCUGUUCUAUUCUACUGUUCUAUUCUACUCUGUUCUAUUCUACUGUUCUAUUCUACUGUUCUAUUCUACUCUGUUCUAUUCUACUGUUCUAUUCUACUCUGUUCUAUUCUACUGUUCUAUUCUACUGUUCUAUUCUACUGUUCUAUUCUACUCUGUUCUAUUCUACAUCUGUUCUAUUCUACUGUUCUAUUCUACUGUUCUAUUCUACUGUUCUAUCUACUGUUCUAUUCUAUUUGUUCUAUUCUAUACUCUGUUCUAUUCUACUCUUUCUAUCUUCAUUCUACGUUCUAUUCUACUGUUCUAUUCUACUUGUUCUAUUCUACUCUGUUCUAUUCUACUCUGUUUUUCUGUAUUCUACUAUGUUCUAUUCUACUGUUCUAUUCUACUCUUCUAUUCUACUCUGUUCUAUUCUACUGUUCUAUUCUACUCUGUUCUAUUCUACUGUUCUAUUCUACUGUUCUAUUCUACUGUUCUAUUCUACUUGUUCUAUUCUACUGUUCUAUUCUACUGUUCUAUUCUACUCGUUCUAUUCUAUUUGUUCUAUUCUACUCUGUUCUAUUCUACUGUUCUAUUCACUGUUCUAUAUCUCUGUUCUAUUCUACUCUGUUCUAUUCUACUGUUCUAUUCUACUACUGUUCUAUUCUACUGUUCUAUUCUACUGUUCUAUUCUACUGUUCUAUUCUACUGUUUCUAUUCUACUGUUCUAUUCUACUCUGUUCAUCUAGUUCAUUCUAUGUCUAUUCUACUCUGUUCUAUUCUACUGUUUCUAUUCUACUGUUUAUUCUACUGUCUAUUCUACUGUUCUAUUCUACUAUGUUUCUAUUCUACUGUUCUUUCUACUGUUCUAUUCUACUUGUUCUAUUUCUAUACUGUUCUAUUCUACUGUUCUAUUCUACUCGUUUCUAUUCUAACUGUUCUAUUCUACUCUGUUCUAUCUACUGUUCUAUUCUACUGUUCUAUUCUACUCUGUUCUAUCUACUAUUGUUCUAUUCUACUGUUCUAUUCUACUGUUUCUAUUCCUACUGUUCUAUUCUACUGUUCUAUUCUACUCUGUUCUAUUCUACUGUUCUAUUCUACUGUUCUAUUCUCUAUGUCUAUUCUACUGUUUUUAUCUAACGUUCUAUUCUACUGUUCUAAUUCUACUCUGUUCUAUUCUACUGUUCUAUUCUACUCUGUUCUAUUCUACUGUUCUAUUCUACUGUUCUAUUCUACUGUUCUAUUCUACUCUGUUCUAUUCUAUUGUUCUAUUCUACUCUGUUCUAUUCUACUGUUCUAUUCUACUCUGUUCUAUUCUACUGUUCUAUUCUACUGUGUUCUAUUCUACUGUUCUAUUCUACUCUGUUCUAUUCUACUGUUAUAUUCUACUGUUCUAUUCUACUCUGUUCUAUUCUACUGUUCUAUUCUACUGUUCUAUUCUACUCUGUUCUAUUCUACUCUGUUCUAUUCUACUGUCUAUCUACUGUUCUAUUCUACUGUUCUAUUCUAUCUGUUCUAUUUACUGUUCUAUGUUAUUACUCUGUUCUAUUCUACUGUUCUAUUCUACUGUUCUAUUCUACUCUGUUCUAUUCUACUGUUCUAUUCUACUGUUCUAUUCUACUCUGUUCUAUUCUACUGUUUUCUAUUCUACUGUUCUAUUCUACUGUGUUCUAUUCUACUGUUCUAUUCUACUCUUUCUAUUCUACUGUUCUAUUCUACUCUGUUCUAUUCUACUUGUUCUAUUCUACUGUUCUAUUCUACUGUUCUAUUCUACUCUGUUAUAGUCUACUGUUCUAUUCUACUCUGUUCUAUUCUACUGUUCUAUUCUACUCUGUUCUAUUCUACUGUUCUAUUCUACUGUUCUAUUCUACUGUUCUAUUCUACUCUGUUCUAUUCUAUUGUUCUAUUCUACUCUGUUCUAUUCUACUGUUCUAUUCUACUGUUCUAUUCUACUCUAUUAUAUUCUACUUUAUUCUAUUGUAACAGAACCAGAUCAUGAUGGAGCUGAAUACCCGUGUGGAGGAGCUGAAGAUGGAGAAUGAGUACCAGCUGCGCCUGAAGGACAUGAACUACAACGAGAAAAUCAAGGACCUCUCAGAGAAGUUUGUCCAAGAGAUCGAAUCCCUCAAGACCAAAAACCAGGUACAACUGACUCACACAGUGUCAGUUUGUUGCUUGACCCAUAGUUGCGGGCUGUGGUACAGGUUUCUGGGACAAACUAUCACUGGGAUAUGCUGUGGCUAGAGCGCUGUGUUGCACACGCAUUGCAGCAAUUGUUCUACAGUAGCACGGCACAGACUAACCUUUUAGAGUCUGCACCUGCUUACUGAUGAGGCUUGAUACUGUAUGGACCUGCUUACUGAUGAGGCUUGAUACUGUAUGGACCUGCUUACUGAUGAGGCUUGAUACUGUAUGGACCUGCUUACUGUUGAGGCUUGAUACUGUAUGGACCUGCUUACUGUUGAGGCUUGAUACUGUUGAGGCUUGAUACUGUUGAGGCUUGAUACUGUAUGGACCUGCUUACUGAUGAGGCUUGAUACUGUAUGGACCUGCUUACUGUUGAGGCUUGAUACUGUCUGCACCUGCUUACUGUUGAGGCUUGAUACUGUCUGCACCUGCUUACUGUUGAGGCUUGAUACUGUCUGCACCUGCUUACUGUUGAGGCUUGAUACUGUUGAGGCUUGAUACUGUUGAGGCUUGAUACUGUUGAGGCUUGAUACUGUUGAGGCUUGAUACUGUUGAGGCUUGAUACUGUUGAGGCUUGAUACUGUAUGCACCUGCUUACUGUUGAGGCUUGAUACUGUUGAGGCUUGAUACUGUUGAGGCUUGAUACUGUUGAGGCUUGAUACUGUUGAGGCUUGAUACUGUAUGCACCUGCUUACUGUUGAGGCUUGAUACUGUUGAGGCUUGAUACCGUAUGCACCUGCUUACUGUUGAGGCUUGAUACUGUUGAGGCUUGAUACUGUAUGCACCUGCUUACUGUUGAGGCUUGAUACUGUUGAGGCUUGAUACCGUAUGCACCUGCUUACUGUUGAGGCUUGAUACUGUUGAGGCUUGAUACUGUCUGCACCUGCUUACUGUUGAGGCUUGAUACUGUUGAGGCUUGAUACUGUAUGCACCUGCUUACUGUUGAGGCUUGAUACUGUUGAGGCUUGAUACUGUAUGCACCUGCUUACUGUUGAGGCUUGAUACUGUUGAGGCUUGAUACUGUUGAGGCUUGAUACUGUUGAGGCUUGAUACUGUAUGCACCUGCUUACUGUUGAGGCUUGAUACUGUUGAGGCUUGAUACCGUAUGCACCUGCUUACUGUUGAGGCUUGAUACUGUUGAGGCUUGAUACUGUCUGCACCUGCUUACUGUUGAGGCUUGAUACUGUUGAGGCUUGAUACUGUAUGCACCUGCUUACUGUUGAGGCUUGAUACUGUUGAGGCUUGAUACUGUUGAGGCUUGAUACUGUUGAGGCUUGAUACUGUUGAGGCUUGAUACUGUUGAUGCUUGAUACUGUCUGCACCUGAGAGUGUAGUGAACAUGGGGACUAAACCCAAACAUGCUGAUAUCCAGAUAAAAUACAACUAUUGAAUCGAGGCUGGUGAACUGCACUACAUUUAAAUAGGUUUUUUAAUACUGUUCACUGGGCCUUGAAACGGGCCUAGAAACUUACCUGAACUCUAUUAGGCCUAAUGCAGGAAACUGUUUGUGAGCACUAUACUACAGUGGAGAGUGAAUUUGAGUUGAAGGUGAAUAGGUUUUUAGCAGGCUACUCGAAGAACAGAUAUCUGUUUUCCUGUGAGUGAAGAAGCUAGACGAGCGCAUUGUGCAGACUACAUCUCCUAUAUGAAAGCAGAUAUUUGUUCUUCAAUGUAGUCUGCUAAAAGCAGAUUCAAUCUCAACUAUUGCUUAUUUCUCACAAACAAACAUUACUGUUUACUCUAAUGCAGCACCUGAUAUGGGACAAAUGUGCAGAUGUUUGUAUGUCAACACUCAAUACAUUUUCCUUUGAGAGAACACUUCAUUCAGGGUCAUGGUCCAUCCGUUGUGCUUAUAUAGACAUGCAUAUUCAUAGCCUAUAUGUGUAUAUGUUUAUAUACAUAUUUAGUUGCAGACCUGGCUACAAAUACUAUUUGAAAUCAUUUCGAAUACUCUUAUCUGGGCUUGACUGAGCUUCCCUGUUUUAAUAGAACCAGUAGAAAAAGUCAAAUAAAUGACAAACCCGCCCACCUGGCCCUCCAGACAGCCUAAAGCAAACACUAAUUGAUCAAGAUAAUUGAACCCAGGUCUGAUCUGUUGUGUUGCAGGUCCUGAAAACGGAGAAGGAGAAGCAGGAGUUGUCCCACCUGGAGGUCAUGGGGGAGGUCGUGGAGAAACACUCGAGAGAACAGCAGGAUUUCGGUGACAGAGGAGGAAAAGAUCUACGCAAUCACACUUGAAUGCAAUUUCUUAAAAGAAACUUGAAUCUAAAAAAUAUUCUGAAACCGUAUGACCUUACCUGAAUGUAACCUCUUAAUAGUUUACAACAGAACUCAUUUAACAGAAUAUUAAGAGUCAAGUUUUGUAUUCAAUAACCCCGCUGGGCCCCUUAUUUUACUGCAACAUUUGCACACUCAUAAACGCACACCCUCCACGAGGAGUGGGUUUGAUUCCCGCAUGGGCCACACCAUAAGGUGUAAACUGUAGGCUGUUUAAGGUAAAGGCGUCUGUUAGAGGAACAUAUCAUCAUCUUCUUCAUUCCCCAGAGUCGACCAGUAACCAGAAGCUGAUGCUGGAGUACGAGAAGUACCAGGAGCUGCAGCUCAAGUCGCAGCGCAUGCAGGAGGGCUACGAGCGGCAGCUGCAGGCCAUGGAGGACAGCAAGGGCCGCGCCCUGGAGGAGCUCACCCUCUUCUACGAGGCCAAGCUCCAGGAGAAGAUGCUCAUGCUGGGCCAGGUGAGGGCGGAUGAGGGGGUAGGGGGUAGGGACUGGGGGGUCUGGGGGUGGGCGGAGGGCUCUAGGGGGUACCCUGGAGGAGCUCACCCUCUUCUACCAGGCCGAGCUCCAUCACAAACACAACUGUCAUCAACGAUACUACUCUAGAAAAGAGGAAACUCAGGGCUUGGGAUUGUUGACCAAUCACGUCCACGUUGUCAUGCUGCAUCAUACGGUUGGUACUGUGGCUGUUUGGAUAUUUCAACUACGGCGGGUAAAGCGGAACACACUACGGUAGGCUAUAGCGAAUAUAACACACCUACAUCAAACCACACCCCCAAAACAGCUCUCGCUCAUGGCUUCUUGCAUUUCUUAAUGAGCAGGCGGAAAAGCCAUGUUCAGCCCCUCUUUAAGCUUAUCAUUUUGGUGUAUCUGAGUUCUGUGUUGUGUGCGUGUGCAUGGAUGCUUGUGUGUGUGUGUCUCAGUGUCAGGAUGAGUCCAGGCAGCAGGUGAGGGAGUUUGAGGAGUCCAAGAAGCAGAUGGAGGAGGACGGAGACCGGGAGAUCCAGGACAUCCGCAUCAAGUAUGAGAGGAAGCUACGGGAAGAGAAAGAGAUCAACCUGCGCCUGAAGGGAGAGACGGGCAUCAUGAGGAAAAAGGUGAAUGCAAAAUAAACAGUCAUCUUCACUCUUUCGUUCCCCAGUCGUAUAAUAACUUUAAUCCACUCAUCAUGUAAAAACCAGAACACAAAAAAACAGUGAACACAAUGACUUCUCCAGUCCUCUAAUGUCUUUGAUGAAAUACAGUAUGUUAUAGAAUGUGGUCCUCUGUAGCUCAGCUGGUAGAGCACGGCGCUUGUAACGCCAAGGUAGUGGGUUCGAUCCCCGGGACCACCCAUACACAAAAAUGUAUGCACGCAUGACUGUAAGUCGCUUUGGAUAAAAGCGUCUGCUAAAUGGCAUAUUAUUAUAUUAUUAUUAUAGCUUCCACAUACAGUAUGUUAUAGCUUCCACAUACAGUAUGUUAUAGCUUCCACAUACAGUAUGUUAUAGCUUCCACAUACAGUAUGUUAUAGCUUCCACAUACAGUAUGUUAUAGCUUCCACAUACAGUAUAGGCUGCUACAAUAUAUUCUAUCUAUGAAAUAUCUAUUCUAUAAUCUAUAGAAUCUCCACUUCUCAUUCACACCCUUUGAAGCAUGUCUUAUUCUCUCUCCGGUCCCCCCCUCUGUCUUCUCCCCUCUCUGUCUUCUCUCUCCGGUCCCCCUCUCUGUCUUCUCUCCUCUCUGUCUUCUCUCUCCUGUCCCCCGUCUCUGUCUUCUCCCCUCUCUGUCUUCUCGCUCCGGUCCACAUCUCUGUCUUCUCUCUCCGGUCCCCCUCUCUGUCUUCUCUCUCCGGUCCCCGUCUCUGUCUUCUCUCUCCGGUCCCCCGUCUCUGUCUUCUCUGUCUGGUCCCCCUCUCUGUCUUCUCUCUCCGGUCCCCGUCUCUGUCUUCUCUCCUCUCUGUCUUCUCUCUCCGGUCCCCGUCUCUAUCUUCUCCCCUCUCUGUCUUCUCUCUCCGGUCCCCCUCUCUGUCUUCUCCCCUCUCUGUCUUCUCUCUCCGGUCCCCGUCUCUGUCUUCUCCCCUCUCUGUCUUCGCUCUCCGGUCCCCCUCUCUGUCUUCUCUCUCUGGUCCCUGUCUCUGUCUUCUCUCUCCGGUCCCCCUCUCUGUCUUCUCUCUCCGGUCCCCCUCUCUGUCUUCUCUCUCUGGUCCCCGUCUCUGUCUUCUCCCCUCUCUGUCUUUUCUCUCCGGUCCCCCUCUCUGUCUUCUCUCUCCGGUCCCCCUUUCUGUCUUCUCUCUCCGGUCCCCCUCUCUGUCUUCUCCCCUCUCUGUCUUCUCUCUCCGGUCCCCCUCUCUGUCUUCUCUCUCCGGUCCCCUGUCUCUAUCUUCUCCCCUCUCUGUCUUCUCUCUCCGGUCCCCCUCUCUGUCUUCUCCCCUCUCUGUCUUCUCUCUCCGGUCCCCCUUUCUGUCUUCUCUCUCCGGUCCCCUGUCUCUGUCUUCUCCCUUCUCUGUCUUCUCUCUCCGGUCCCCUGUCUCUCUCCGGUCCCUCUCUCUGUCUUCUCUCUCCGGUGCCCUGUCUCUCUCCGGUCCCCCUCUCUGUCUUCUCUCUCCGGUCCCCCUCUCUGUCUUCUCCCCUCUCUGUCUUCUCUCUCCGGUCCCCCUCUCUGUCUUCUCUCUCCGGUCCCCUGUCUCUGUCUUCUCCCUUCUCUGUCUUCUCUCUCCGGUCCCCCUUUCUGUCUUCUCUCUCCGGUCCCCUGUCUCUGUCUUCUCCCUUCUCUGUCUUCUCUCUCCGGUCCCCUGUCUCUCUCCGGUCCCCCUCUCUGUCUUCUCUUUCCGGUCCCCUGUCUCUGUCUUCUCCCUUCUCUGUCUUCUCUCUCCGGUCCCCUGUCUCUCUCCGGUCCCCUGUCUCUGUCUUCUCUCUCCGGUCCCCCUCUCUGUCUUCUCUCUCCGGUCCCCUGUCUCUAUCUUCUCCCCUCUCUGUCUUCUCUCUCCGGUCCCCCUCUCUGUCUUCUCCCCUCUCUGGCAUGACAGUUCAGCAGCCUGCAGAAGGACAUAGACGAGCGCAAUGUGGAGAUUGAGAAGCUGAGGGUGGAGCAGCAGAAGCUGCGGGGGGUCAUCAAGUCCCUGGAGAAGGACAUCCUGGGCCUGAAGAAAGAGAUCCAAGAGAGGGACGAGACCAUCCAGGAUAAGGUGGGUGGUGGGUGGCUGCGGGGGGGAUGGAGUGGGAACAGGGACUAAAGGACCCUAGGCUAUGGGAGGGUUAGAAUAGCACAUUGUGGGCCUGAAGAAGGAGAUCCAGGAGAGAGACGAGACCAUCCAAGUCAAAGUGGGGAUGGACAAGGUCAUGUUCAUUAGGCACCAAACAGAAGAAAAGGGACUGAGACAGGGAAAAAGAAAUGUUGUUUUUUGUUUUCCCUUUGAAAACAUUUUUUAACAGAAAAACUAAACAUGACCUAGGACACGUUCUGUAUAGGGGGCUAUUGUGUAUUGGAUGUAUUGGGUCCCCCUUCUAACACCAGUUAUUGGUAGGGAGACGAGACACAGACUAUGUUAGCUUCUUCUUCUGGAACAUCUUUACUGAAAUACAACUGAAAAUGUUGUAAAUAAUUCUUCUUUCAUAACCCAUUAAGGUCCUCACCUUAAAGGCACCUAAUGUACAGAGUAUCAACAUCCUGAGACAUUUGUAAAUCUGUUUUUUUAGGGGGGUGCAAUUGCCCUAAUGGGUGUUCAAAUUGUGUUCAAUUUAUUUCAAUGUGUUCAAAUUAUUUCAAUUUCAAUAGAAAAGUACAGACAUUUAAUGAUUAAAAAAAGAGAAUACCCUUCUUUCUAAUCACAUCAUCCAAAAUAUUAAUUGAUGUUCAUCACACAUUUGUUAAAACAAUAGUUUCCUAAAAUGACAAAUACACUACACUGAGUGGACAAAACAUUAGGAACACCUGCUCUUUCCAUGACAUAGACUGACCAGGUGAAUCCAGGUGAAAGCUAUGAUCCCUUAUUCAUUUGUUAAAUCCACUUCAAUCGGUAUAGAUGAAGGGGAGGAGACAAGUUAAAGAAGGAGUUUUAAGCCUUGAGACAAUUGAGACAUGGAUUAUGUAUGUGUGUAUGGUAGUAGGUGCCAGGCACACCGGUUUGUGUCAAGAACUGCAACGCUGCUGGGGUUUUCACGCUCAACAGUUUCCCAUGUCUAUCAAGAAUGUUCCACUACCCAAAGGACAUCCAGCCAACUUGACACAACUGUGGGAAACUUUGGAGUCAACAUGGGCCAGAAUCCCUGUGGAACGCUUUUGACACCUUGCAGAGUCGUUGCCCCGAUGAAUUGAGGCUGUUCUGAGGGCAGAGGGGGGGGGGGGGGGGGGGGGGGGGCUGUGCAACUCAAUAUUCGGAAAGUGUUCCUAAUGUUUGGUAAACUCAGUGUAUAUCUUAUGGAUAACUAGCAACAUUGCUAAAGCUUAGCUCUGGAUGAGUAAACUGAUAUAUUUGUAUAGUCUCUGACACCCAAAGGCAGUAAACUACUUGCUAGUUAUCAAUAAAAUUAAAUGUGGUAAGUUUGUAAUUUUAGUGAAAUACUCCUUCCAUUGAGGUUUUCCUAUUGAUAUAGAACAAGACAAACAGUCUCUCCUAAGGGCCUAAAACAUGAUCUAAGGCCCCUGUAUUUAGUAGUUUGGACCAUUCUUCAGAAAAAGUAGUGAAAAAAAAUCCAAGUAAUUAAAAAGAGGACCAGAACAUAUGAUAUGAAUAAUGAAGGAUGUAGGACUGUAAGGUUCUAUCUUCAAAUUGUAUAGUUUUGAGAUAAUGGGUAUUUUUCAAGUCCAGAUCUCAGAACUGUUUUGUGAUGUCUUCCUCUUUUUGACUCAAUAAGUAUAUCAACUGACAACCCAGCAUUGUGUGAUUGGAUUGCAGAUAGGACCUUUAAGCACCAAGUUAAAAGGUGUUUGCCCAGAUGGUCCUUUCAGAUUUUUAAUUUUUUCAUCGUAAAUGUACUUAUCUCACAUGUAAAGGACAGCCUAAAUGUGAAUAACUAAUUUUUGACCAAAAUGUCAGAUAUAACUACUACAGGUCACAAACUGUAGCUAUUGGGACAACAGAGAAACGUUUUGGGUUAUAAAAGAGGUAACAAAACUCCUUUCCCCCUUUGCAGGAGAAGAGAAUAUAUGACCUGAAGAAGAAGAACCAGGAGCUGGAGAAGUUCAAGUUUGUCCUGGACUACAAGAUCAAAGAACUGAAGAAACAGAUUGAGCCCAGAGAGAACGACAUCAAGGAGAUGAAGGAGCAGAUUCAAGAGGUGAGAGAAAGCUAGAUCUGGUUUUAGAUGGUCUCAGUGGUCCUUUGUUGCUCAGUUGGUAGAGUAUGGCGCAGUAUUCUUUAACCCGUCUCCUCCCCUUCAUCUACACUGAUUGAAGUGGAUUUAACAUCAAUAAAGGAUCAUAGCUUUCACCUGGAUUCACCUGGUCAGUCUAAUUCGCAGAAAGAGCAGGUGUUCUUAAUGUUUUGUACACUCAGUGUAUAAGUGGCAUGUAUUGUAGCACUCAUUGAGAUUGACUGGCCAAUGGAUGCUCUCUUUGUUAGAUGGAGGGCGAGCUGGACCAGGUCCACAAGAAGAACACUCAACUGGAGCUGAACAUCACUGAGCUGAGGCUCAAACUGAAAGCCACCGAUAAGGAGAUGCACAAGGAUAUGCAGAGGGUGAGAUAGACUGGAGGACGCCUGUCUGCUUUACAUGAGAAUCAGAGAGGUUUGGGGGAAUUAUGGGGAGAGCGAGAGAAGGCUCAAACUAAAUCUUUCCCUAAACCUCAUGAAAACACUGUACAUAGCAGAGCAUCUUAAAGAGACAUGGACAGUGACCACCGAUUCUAAAUGGACCCCUAGCCCCUACUGCAUAUGCACUUGUACACUAUGCAUGUCUUUAACUGCUAUGUACUGUAUAUUAUCAUGAGGUUUAAUGGAAGAGAUAGUUAGAGCAGAUGUCUCCAAAAUGUAGAUCCCCAGCUACCAGCUAUGAGUAGCUCACCAAUCUGUGUUCCAUCGCAAACUGUCAUAAACAUAAAACUCCCGGCUACUAUCCAAUCAAUGCCACAUUGACAUUAUCCCACCCCUGGUUAGACAUGUAACACAGUAUCUGCCAAUUAAUUUCCAGCAAUAUUGCCUCUGUCUGUCUGGUGCAAAUGCGCGCUUCAGGCCAUAUGUAGCCAGUUAGCUGUCUUGUUUGUAGACAGAAUGAAUUUCCCCCAUAAUCCUUCUCAGUUAAAUGUAAACUGCAAAGUAGGCUUUUCUGACAGAACUAUAUCAUGAUUAUUUGUAUCAAUUGGGUGGCGACUGUUUUGCUAACUCUGCCAUGACAUGUGCGGCAGCAGUAGGCCUAACAGCAGACACAUCGCUAGACCGAAACAUUCCUCUCCUGCUGGACGCACAAUUAAAGGGGAAAUACACUCAUAAAUCUAAAUGAUAUUUUUUUCAGACUGGAGAAAUGGUCAUCUGAUGUGAUUUAAGGGUUGGCAUGGACUCAGAACAUCCAUUUCCCUUUUUUCUCUAUGAAUAAUUGUAAUAUUGAGAGUAAAAAACUGAAAAACAGAAUUCGGGAAAGUACUAAAAAUUAUUUUAUGGGGCCUGUCAUGCAAAGUACUGUUUAUUAACCAUUAUAUUACCAGGUAUAUUGACGGAAAACGCAUAUCUUGUACACCAAGCUCCCGGGGAAGAGUUGCAGGGUAGAGAAGGAAAGAAUGGGCCUAUUUGAAAGCUAUAAAAAAAUUUUUUUGCCCGCAACGUUUCAUUUUUUAAAAGUUCUCAUGCUAGAAAAGGUUGGAGACCCCUGGCUUAGAGUAUAUAGGCCUAGUUCAAAGACAUAGCCCAAUGAUGUACAUAAACAAAGUAUAUGAAUAUGUCUGUCUAUGGUAAUUACAGAAACCAUCAUGGUGUACCCUUGCUCUCUUCACCCAGGUGAGGGACGUGGAGGCCCUGGUACGCAGGUUCAAGACAGACCUCCAUAACUGCGUAGGCUUCAUCCAGGAGCCCAAGAAACUCAAGGAUAGUAUCCGAGAGCUGUACGACCGCUACGUUCAGCAGAGUGAUGUGGUGAGAUGGCUAUACAUACCAGUGGACGCACACACACACACACACACAAACAUACAUAGAAUACACACACACACACACAUACAUACAUACAUACAUACAUACAUACACACAUAGAUACAUAGAUACAUACAUACACACUAAAAAGGAUCUGUGUGGAAGGUUAUGCCAGGACGAUCACACACGCAUACAUUACAUUUACAUUUUAGUCAUUUAGCAGACGCUCUUAUCCAGAGCGACUUACAGUUAGUGAGUGCAGACAUUUUCAUACUGGCCCCCCCGUGGGAAACGAACCCACAACCCUGGCGUUGCAAGCGCCAUGCUCUACCAACUGAGCUACAGGGGAAUACAUACACACACACACACACACACACACACUCAAGUGCUGCUCCACAUGCUGGCUCACAGACACACACUUAACACAGAUUAGUUGGAUGCAUUUCUAAACUGUUUUUCAUUUAGUACCACUUUAAGUGUAUGGAUUACCAGUUAGCUUCCGGCAUAAAUAUUCAGGAAACACAAAAAACACACCUGCUAGUAAAAUGAAUGUGUGUGUGUGUGUGCGUUGAGGUGGACAUAGUGGGUGUGGACGCAGACAUCCAGAGAGAGUACAGUCGUCAGAGGGAGCACCUGGAGAGGAACGUGGCGUCUCUGAAGAGGAAGCUGGCCAAAGACACAGAGGUCCACCGGACAGACAACGUCAAGAUCAUGAAGGUGGGAGGGAGAGACGCUCGUCAACACCAACCGAAGCCCUGUGGGCAAAAUGGGUUGAAAAGCCAUCUGGCUGAGGAGACAAUGCUUCAACGUGAAAACCAGGGUUGUGUUCAGUAGGGCACAUUGUAGCAAAACAUUUUGCAACGGAUAACGAAAAUCUGUUCUUAUUGGAUAAAUGUAGGUUGUACUUAACCGUUUCAAAAGGUUUCCCCCCUUGACUGAGUUUUCAACCAGAAAAUGAUGACGCCCACUACCCAAUUUUGAGAGUUGGGAAUUUAACUUCCAUUAUAUGUGGUUUAUUCACAUUCCAUAUUCCACUAAUUAAAUUCCACUGAUAUUUCAAAAUCCUAAAUUCAGUUUAGCACUGAUGUUCCGUUUCAUGUGUUUUUUACAGGAGAACGUGUCUCUGAUAAAGGAGAUCAAUGAUCUGAGGCGGGACCUGCGUCUGGUGAGGACUCAGGUCCACGACUAUAAGAGCCAAAUGGGCAUCAACAAAAAGAAACUGAGCUCCUCAGACCUCACCGGUGACUGGACCCCCACACACAACAAUAUCUGAUAUUCACUAAAACCCAGAUAACAGUUUGACCUGAGAGUUGAUCUGUUUCUACUUGUUUUAUCAGUUCAUCCUGCGUUCACAUGUCUAACCUUUAUUUGACCUUUUUGUUCUGUCUUCAAUAAUGAAAUCAUUUUUGGAAAAAACAUUCUGCAAACGCUUAGCUAGUAAAUUUCUCCUCUGUUCAUCUUCAAUAGUUUUGAGUGCGUUGUUGUUUCUAUGUAGUGAUGGAACAACUUCCCAUGCAUUCUAAAAUGAUCAAAUCAAUUAAUCAAUUAAUCAAUUAACGUUAAUGCAAGAAAAAGCAUGAUAUGACCCUCUUGACCUCUCGGUGUCACCGUAGUGUAAACCUCUGACCUCUGUGUCCCCAUAGCGCUGACCUCCGUGGAGUUGAAGGGGGGGAGCCUGGUGGCGAGGCUCAACUUCGAGGAGGAGGCAGAGCGUAUCAUCCAGCUGCAGCGCGUGGAGAUCCAGAGGCUGAAGAUGCAGGGCCAGGGCCACUCCCUAAGGCCCCCCUCUAGCAGCACCAAGCUGCCCGUACUCACCACUUGAUCCUGGGGGAGAGGAGGACCCGUACUCACCACUUGAUCCUGGGGGAGAGGAGGACACGUACUCACCACUUGAUCCUGGGGGAGAGGAGGACACGUACUCACCACUUGAUCCUGGGGGAGAGGAGGACCCGUACUCACCACUUGAUCCUGGGGGAGAGGAGGACCCGUACUCACCACUUGAUCCUGGGGGAGAGGAGGAGAGGAGGAGGGUGGGAGGGGCUGUGAUGGUUACCUGAGUUAAGAGUUAUUGGUUAAAAGCUAAAAGUUAUUGGUUCUCUUUAAAAUAUUUUAGCAGAGUUUGAUUGAGCUUGCCUGGCACAAUGGAGUAGAACAGACCUAAAAGUGCAAAUCCAGCAUUCCAGGUUGGCUCAAUCAAACGCUGAGCGAAAAAGAAAUACUAUUUGAACCCAGGUCUGAUUAGGGAUCCAGAAUGGACCCCACCUUGGUGGACAUGAGCUGUAAAUGUGGCAUAUACCCAAUGAACUACAUACAGGUAGAGAGACAUGUACUGAUUAUACAUGGUGGUAGUCAAGCUGAGGGCACCUAGCCUGGUCCCAGAUCAGUUUGUGCUGAUUUCCAUGACAAUGACCAUAGGAGUUGGCUAUACAGCACAAACUGAUCUGGGACCAGGCUAGAAGCCACCUGCAAACAACAGGGCCAGAUCAGGUGGUCUGUCCACAAUAUCUAUCACAGAGCUACAUUUACAUUUUAAUCAUUAAGCAGACACUCUUAUCCAGAGCGACUUAGUUAGUGAGUGCAUACAUUUUUUCAUACUGGUCCCCCGUGGGAAAACGAACCCACAACCCUGGCGGCGUUGCAAGCGCCAUGCUCUACAAACUGAGCUACACGGGACUACACACUGAGUGAAGCAUCAAAACACUCAAUUUCAAUGGUCAAAUACGAGCAGAGUGUAUUGUUAUUAUACAGUCAGGCAAUAAGAAGCUAUUUGUGUUGUAAAUAAAGAUUUUAACAUUUUCCUGAAAUAUGUGUUUGGGUGUUUGUUUUAUAUUACACGUCAUGUGUCGUGGGCGCGGCAGGAGUUGACUGUAGAAUAAAAUAAGUCUCUCAAAUAUGUAACAGUAUUCCACCUAGUUAUUUUGGAUACUUUCUUCUGAAGAACAAAACUUUCAACAUUUCAAGAAAUAAAAUUGCAACUUUGCUUCUAACCACUAAAAUAUACACAAAUAAAUCAGGAUGUUAAAGGAAAUGGUAUUUGUUGGUAGUAUAAAUAAAUACGCUUCAAUGUAAAUUCAUGAGACAAGUAUGAAAUGUGCUGCACAAUUGUUUACAAUUAUUAUUAUUAUUAGUAGUAGUAGUAGUUGUAUGUAUAUACAGUCUGAAGUGAGUAUAGAGAACAUGAUUACCAGUAAUAACAUAUGAUUCAUACAUACAUCAUUUUACAAAGUUAGAACCAUAGAGAUCCUAUUAAAUUACUAGAGGGGCUAUAAACCCUCAAAGUUUCAGAAUGGGUUGGGAGAAAUCCAAACCAGUCUAAUUGGAAUGAAUGGCAGUAGAGUUAUAGGUGAUGUAUUUCCUGCUUUUACUUAUGCAGGAAAAUAAAAGUAAGGCAUGUGAAUAUAUCAGAAAUUGUGUAAUAGAAUUGUUGUCAACCUAAAAUAUAGUCAGAAUUAUAAAUACAGUUUAUAUGGGUUUUAUACGAAUUUUCUGUAUAAAUAGCCUCUAAAAUAUAUGUAAACAGAACAUAAAUGUAAAAUAUAUAUAGAGUGCUAUUAUACGAUACAAUAUCAGUACUUGUUGCAUUUACAACUUGUCUAAGUCCAUCAUCAACAGAUUUCAGCCAGUGUAUGGCUGUGGAUUGACUGCAUUGUUUGAAUGGAAUGUUGGCAUAUUGGCAGUUAAUUUGAAUAGAUGAUGGAUUCAUUCCUCUAAAACUGUCUAUCUAGCUAACAAACAUACAGUGCAGAUACAAUUAUUUUAAUUCAUUAUUUUACACAAUAUCUUAUCACAGCACUGGCAAACCAUGGUUGACCAACUCCCUGACCUUUAUCCCAUCAUGGCCAUUCUAAUUAUAUGGUAGAAUUCUGUCUUUCGUUUCAUUACUUGUUUUAUCUCAGAGCUCUCCUUUCGGAAGACUUUUCCAUCCGCCUGCUUUUUCCAGCUCAGCUUGACGUCUUGAGACAUCCCCUUCUCCAUCAUGUUCUCCUUAUUUUAUUGUCUCUCGUGAUUACGAUCUUGUCUCAUCGCUGCAACUCCCCAAUGGACUCAGGAGAGGGGCGAAGGUCGAGUCAUGCGUCCUCCGAAACAUGACACGCCAAACCCGCUCGCUUAACCCGGAAGCCAGCUUCACCAAUGUGUUGGAGGAAACACCGUUCAACUGAAGACCGAGUUCAGCCUGCAGGGGCAGGCACCCGGCCCGCCACAAGGAGUCACUAGAGCGCGAUGAGCCAGGUAAAGCCCAGCCCGCCAAACCCUCCCCUAACCCGUACCGCCCUAUGGGACUCCUGGUCACAGCUGGUAAUGACACAGCGAACCCCAGGCUGUAGUGACGCAGCAACACUGCGAUGCAGUGCCUUAGGCCGCUGCGCCACUCAGGAGGCCACACCACGUUCUCCUUAAUCUAAAGAACAGAAGAAGUAUUCAGUUACUGAAUGCAUCUCCCUUACGAAAAUGUAUAUGACAAUUUUUACGGGAAAGUCCAUACAUAUAUAUAUAUAUUAUCAGAUCACUAAAAGCAAAACAAUUAUAUGUGUUAUAGUGAAUCUGAAAAUUAUAUUAUACUGAACAACAAUAUAAAACGCAACAUGAAACAAUUACAAUGGUUUUACAGUUAAUAUAAGAAAAUCAGUCAAUUUAAAUAAAUUCAUUAGGCCCUAAUCUAUGGAUUUCACAUGACUGGGCAGGGGCGCAGCCAUGGGUGGGCCUGGGAGGGCAUAGGCCCACCCACUGGGGAGCCAGGCCCAGCCAAUCAGAAUGAGUUUUUCCCCACAAAAGGGCUUUAUUACAUUCAAUUCUCUGGCAACAGCUCUGGUGGACAUUCCUGCAGUCAGCAUGCCAAUUGCAUGCUCCCUCAAAAUUUGGUAUCUGUGGCAUUGUGUUGUGUGACAAAACUGCACAUUUUAGAGUGGCCUUUUAUUGUCCCAAGCACAAGGUGCACCUGUGUAAUGAUCAUGCUGUUUAAUCAGCUUCUUGAUAUGCCACACCUGUCAGGUGGAUGGAUUAUCUUGGCAAAGAAGAAAUGCUCACUAACAGGGAUGUAAACAAAUUUGAGAUAAAUAAAUUAUUUGUGCGUAUGGAAUUUUUUGGGGGAUCUUUUAUUUCAGCUCAUGAAUCAGGGGACCAUAAUUUUCCAUGUUGCGUUUAUAUUUUUGUUCAGUAUAUAUACAGUACCUGUCACAUCUCCUCCCGUUGCUCCCCUCCGGCGCUCUGAUUCGCCGGUCUUCUGAGCCACCGGUCUGAGCGCACCACCUCGGCAACACCGGAAUGGAAACCCAAUGCACCCUAAUCACCUCCAGCGCACCUCAUCUCAUCACCACCCCUAUUUAGCCCUGGACUGUUCUGGAUGAUGUUGUGUGUGAUUGUUUAGCUUCGUGUCGUGUACUCUAUCUUUGUUAUUUCUCUUGGUCAUUGUUUGAGUAAACCUUGACCUUGUUAAUUCCUGUGUCUGCGUCCUGCCUCUUUGUAUACUCAGUACUCGUCACAGUACCAGUCAAAAGUUUGGACACACCUACUCAUUCCAGGGUUUUUCUUAAUGUUUUGUUAAUAUAUUGUAGAAUAAUAGUGAAGACAUACAUUUACAUUUACAUUUACGUCAUUUAGCAGACGCUCUUAUCCAGAGCGACUUACAAAUAGGUGCAUUCACCUUAUAGCCAGUGGGAUCACCACUUUACAAUGUUUUUGUUUUUUUUAUGUUUUUUUGGGGGGGUUGGGGUUUGGGUUGGGGUAAGGGGGGGGUAGAAGGAUUACUUUAUCCUAUCCCAGGUAUUCCUUAAAGAGGUGGGGUUUCAAAUGUCUCCGGAAGGUGGUGAGUGACUCUGCUGUCCUGGCGUCGUGAGGGAGCUUGUUCCACCAUUGGGGUGCCAGAGCAGCGAACAGUUUUGACUGGGCUGAGCGGGAACUAUGCUUCCGCAGAGGUAGGGGAGCCAGCAGGCCAGAGGUGGAUGAACGCAAUGCCCUCGUUUGGGUGUAGGGACUGAUCAGAGCCUGAAGGUACGGAGGUGCCGUUCCCCUCACAGCUCCGUAGGCAAGCACCAUGGUCUUGUAGCAGAUGCGAGCUUCAACUGGAAGCCAGUGGAGUGUGCGGAGGAGCGGGGUGACGUGAGAGAACUUGGGAAGGUUGAACACCAGACGGGCUGCGGCAUUCUGGAUGAGUUGUAGGGGUUUAAUGGCACAGGCAGGGAGCCCAGCCAACAGCGAGUUGCAGUAAUCCAGACGGGAGAUGACAAGUGCCUGGAUUAGGACCUGUGCCGCUUCCUGUGUAAGGCAGGGUCGUACUCUCCGAAUGUUGUAGAGCAUGAACCUACAGGAUCGGGUCACCGCCUUGAUGUUAGCGGAGAACGACAGGGUGUUGUCCAGGGUCACGCCAAGGCUCUUCACACUCUGGGAGGAGGACACAACGGAGUUGUCAACCGUGAUGGCGAGAUCAUGGAACAGGCAGUCCUUCCCCGGGAGGAAGAGCAGCUCCGUCUUGCCAAGGUUUAGCUUGAGGUGGUGAUCCGUCAUCCAUACUGAUAUGUCUGCCAGACAUGCAGAGAUGCGAUUCGCCACCUGGUUAUCAGAAGGGGGAAAGUAAACUAUGAAAUAACACAUAUGGAAUCAUGUAGUAACCAAAAAAGUGUUAAACAAAUCAAAAUAUAUUAGAGAUUUUUCAAAGUAGCCACCCUUUGCCUUGAUGACAGCUUUGCACUCUCUUGGCAUUCUCUCAACCAGCUUCAUGAAGUAGUCACCUGGAAUGCAUUUCAAUUAACAGGUGUGCCUUGUUAAAAGUUAAUUUGUGGAAUUGAUUUCCUUCUUAAUGCGUUUGAGCCAAUCAGUUGUGUUGUGACAAGGUAGGGGUGGCAUACAGAAGAUAGACCUAUUUGGUAAAAGACCAAGUCCAAGUUAUGGCAAGAACAGCUCAAAUAAGCAAAGAGAAAUGACAGUCCAUCAUUACUUUAAGACACGAAGGUCAGUCAAUACGGAACAUUUCAAGAACUUUGAAAGUUUCUUCAAGUGCAGUCGCAAAAACCAUCAAUCGCUAUGAUGAAACUGGCUCUCAUGAGGACCGCCACAGGAAAGGAAGACCCAGAGUUACCUCUGCUGCAGAGGAUAAGUUAAUUAGAGUUAACUGCAUCUCAGAUUGCAGCCCAAAUAAAUGCUUCACGGAGUUCAAGUAACAGACACAUCUCAACAUCAACUGUUCAGAGGGGACUGCGUAAAUCAGGCAUUCAUGGUCGAAUUGCUGCAAAGAAACCACUACUAAAGGACACCAAUAAUAAUAAGAGACUUGCUUGGGCCAAGAAACACGAGCAAUGGACAUUAGACCGGUGGAAAUCUGUCCUUUGGUCUGAUGAGUCCAAAUUUGAGAUCUUUGGUUCCAACCGCUGUGUCUUUGUGAGACGCAGAGUAGGUGAACGGAUGAUCUCUGCAUGUGUGGUUCCCACCGUGAAGCAUGGAGGUGGUGUCACGGUGUGGAGGUGCUUUGCUGAUGACACUGUCUGUGAUUUAUUUAGAAUUCAAGGCACAUUUAACCAGCAUGGCUACCACAGCAUUCUGCAACGAUACGCGAUCCCAUCUGGUUUGGGCUUAGUGUGACUAUCAUUUGUUUUUCGACAGGACAAUGACCCAAAACACACCUCCAGGCUGUGUAAGGGCUAUUUGACCAAGAAGGAGGGUGAUGGAGUGCUGCAUCAGAUGACCUGGCCUCCACAACCACCCGACCUCAUCGUCCGGAUGAGUUGGACCGGAGGAGCAUAGAAAUACAGUGGGGGAAAAAAGUAUUUAGUCAGCCACCAAUUGCGCAAGUUCUCCCACUUAAAAAGAUGAGAGAGGCCUGUAUCAUAGGUACACGUCAACUAUGACAGACAAAUUGAGAUUUUUUUUUCCCAGAAAAUCACAUUGUAGGAUUUUUAAUGAAUUUAUUUGCAAAUUAUGGUGGAAAAUAAGUAUUUGGUCACCUACAAACAAGCAAGAUUUCUGGCUCUCACAGACCUGUAACUUCUUCUUUAAGAGGCUCCUCUGUCCUCCACUCGUUACCUGUAUUAAUGGCACCUGUUUGAACUUGUUAUCAGUAUAAAAGACACCUGUCCACAACCUCAAACAGUCACACUCCAAACUCCACUAUGCUGUCAAAGGACACCAGAAACAACAUUGUAGACCUGCACCAGGCUGGGAAGACUGAAUCUGCAAUAGGUAAGCAGCUUGGUUUGAAGAAAUCAACUGUGGGAGCAAUUAUUAGGAAAUGGAAGACAUACAAGACCACUGAUAAUCUCCCUCGAUCUGGGGCUCCACGCAAGAUCUCACCCCGUGGGGUCAAAAUGAUCACAAGAACGGUGAGCAAAAAUCCCAGAACCACACGGGGGGACCUAGUGAAUGACCUGCAGAGAGCUGGGACCAAAGUAACAAAGCCUACCAUCAGUAACACACUACGCCGCCAGGGACUCAAAUCCUGCAGUGCCAGACGUGUCCCCCUGCUUAAGCCAGUACAUGUCCAGGCCCGUCUGAAGUUUGCUAGAGUGCAUUUGGAUGAUCCAGAAGAGGAUUGGGAGAAUGUUAUAUGGUCAGAUGAAACCAAAAUAGAACUUUUUGGUAAAAACUCAACUCGUCGUGUUUGGAGGACAAAGAAUGCUGAGUUGCAUCCAAAGAACACCAUACCUACUGUGAAGCAUGGGGGUGGAAACAUCAUGCUUUGGGGCUGUUUUUCUGCAAAGGGACCAGGACGACUGAUCCGUGUAAAGGAAAGAAUGAAUGGGGCCAUGUAUCGUGAGAUUUUGAGUGAAAACCUCCUUCCAUCAGCAAGGGCAUUGAAGAUGAAACGUGGCUGCGUUUACAUUUGUUGGAUGACAUGAAAAUAGAGCUCUUUGGCCACGGACACCAGUGAUGGGUUUGGCGUCGAAAUAAGGAUACAUAAGCAGAAAAGAACACCAUACCUACUGUAAAAUAUGGUGGUAGAUCUUUGAUGUUAUGGGGCUACUUUGCUUCCACUGGUCCUGGGGCCCUUGUUAAGGUCAACGGCGUCAUGAACUUUAACUAGUACCAGGACAUUUUUGCCAAAAACCUGGUUGCCUCUGACAAGAGGCCGCAAGUGGAUCUUCCAUCUAGACAAUAAUCCAAAGCACACAUCAAAAUCCACAAAUAAACAGUUAAUUGACCACAAAAUCAAAAUGUUCAAUGGCCAUCUCAAUCUCCGGACUUGAACUCCAUUGAAAACCUCUGGUUUGAAUUGAAGAGGGCAGUACAUAAGCACAGACGAAGGAUAUCAAGGAUCUGGAAAGAGUCUGUAUGGAGAAAUGGUCUAAGAUCCUUCCCAGUGUGUUCUCUAAUCUCAUAAAACAUUAUAGGAAAAGGGUUUAAACAAGUAAAGGGUUUCCCAUGCUUGUUCAAUUAACCAUAAACAAUUAAUGAACAUGCACCUGUGGAACGGUCGUUAAGACACUAACAGCUUACAGGCGGUAGGCAAUUAAGGUCACAGUUAUGAAAACGUAGGACACUAAAGAGACCUUUCUACUGACUGAAAAACACCAAAAGAAAGAUGCCCAGGAUCCCUGCUCAUCUGCGAGAACGUGCCUUAGGCAUGCUGCAAGGAGUCAUGAGGACUGCAGAUGUGGCCAGGGCAAUAAAUUGCGAUGUCCGUACUGUGAGACGCCUGAGACAGUGCUACAGGGAGACAGGACAGACAGCUGAUCAUCCUUGCAGUGGCAGACCACGUGUAACAACACCUGCACAGGAUCGGUACAUCCGAACAUCACACCUGCGGGACAGGUACAGGAUGGCAACAACAACUGCCCGAGUUACACCAGGAACGCACAAUCCCUCCAUCAGUGCUCAGAUUGUCCGCAAUAGGCUGAGAGAGGCUGGACUGAGGGCUUGUAGGUCUGUUGUCCUCACCAGACAUCACCGGCAACAACGUCGCCUAUGGGCACAAACCCACCGUCGCUGGACCAGACAGGACUGGCAAAAAGUGCUCUUCACUAACGAGUCGCGGUUUUGUCUCACCAGGGGUGAUGGGUGGAUUCGCGUUUAUCGUCGAAGGAAUGAGCAUUACACCGAGGCCUGUACUCUGGAGCGGGAUCGAUUUGGAGAUGGAGGGUUCGUCAUGGUCUGGGGCAGUGUGUCACAGCAUCAUCGGACUGAGCUUGUGUCAUUGCAGGCAAUCUCAACACUGUGCGUUACAGGGAAGACAUCCUCCUCCCUCAUGUGGUACCCUUCCUGCAGGCUCAUCCUGACAUUACCCUCCAGCAUCACAAUGCCACCAGCCAUACUGCUCGUUCUGUGCGUGAUUUCCUGCAAGACAGGAAUGUCAGUGUUCUGCCAUGGCCAGCGAAGAGCCCGGAUCUCAAUCCCAUUGAGCACGUCUGGGACCUGUUGGAUUGGAGGGAGAGGGCUAGGGCCAUUCCCCCCAGAAAUGUCUGGGAACUUGCAGGUGCCUUGGUGGAAGAGUGGGGUAACAUCUCACAGCAAGAACUGGCAAAUCUGGCGUAGUCCAUGAGGAGGAGAUGCACUGCAGUACUUAAUGCAGCUGGUGGCCACACCAGAUACUGACUGUUACUUUUGAUUUUGACCCCCCCUUUGUUCAGGGACACAUGAUUCCAUUUCUGUUAGUCACAUGUCUGUGGAACUUGUUCAGUGUAUGUCUCAGUUGUUGAAUCUUGUUAUGUUCAUACAAAUAUUUACACAUGUUAAGUUUGCUGAAAAUAAACGCAGUUGAGAGUGAGAGGACGUUUCUUUUUUUGCUGAGUUUAUAUGCGAUCAUUGGCUGGGCCGGCACUGGGCUCUGGCAUAAACUAUAUGUACACUGCUCAAAAAAAUAAAGGGAACACUUAAACAACACAAUGUAACUCCAAGUCAAUCACACUUCUGUGAAAUCAAACUGUCCAAUUAGGAAGCAACACUGAUUGACAAUACAUUUCACAUGCUGUUGUGCAAAUGGAAUAGACAACAGGUGGAAAUUAUAGGCAAUUAGCAAGACACCCCCAAUAAAGAAGUGGUUCUGCAGGUGGUGACCACAGACCACUUCUCAGUUCCUAUGCUUCCUGGCUGAUGUUUUGGUCACUUUUGAAUGCUGGCGGUGCUCUCACUCUAGUGGUAGCAUGAGACAGAGUCUAAAACCCACACAAGUGGCUCAGGUAGUGCAGCUCAUCCAGGAUGGCACAUCAAUGCGAGCUGUGGCAAGAAGGUUUGCUGUGUCUGUCAGCGUAGUGUCCAGAGCAUGGAGGCGCUACCAGGAGACAGGCCAGUACAUCAGGAGACGUGGAGGAGGCCGUAGGAGGGCAACAACCCAGCAGCAGGACCGCUACCUCUGCCUUUGUGCAAGGAGGAGCAGGAGGAGCACUGCCAGAGCCCUGCAAAAUGACCUCCAGCAGGCCACAAAUGUGCAUGUGUCUGCUCAAACUGUCAGAAACAGACUCCAUGAGGGUGGUAUGAGGGCCCGACGUCCACAGGUGGGGGUUGUGCUUACAGCCCAACACCGUGCAGGACGUUUGGCAUUUGCCAGAGAACACCAAGAUUGGCAAAUUCACCACUGGCGCCCUGUGCUCUUCCACAGAUGAAAGCAGGUUCACACUGAGCACAUGUGACAGACGUGACAGAGUCUGGAGACGCCGUGGAGAACGUUCUGCUGCCUGCAACAUCCUCCAGCAUGACCUGUUUGGCGGUGUGUCAGUCAUGGUGUGGGUGGCAUUUCUUUGGGGGGCCGCACAGCUCUCCAUGUGCUCGCCAGAGGGAGCCUGACUGCCAUUAGGUACCGAGAUGAGAUCCUCAAACCCCUUGUGAGACCAUAUGCUGGUGCGGUUGGCCCUGGGUUCCUCCUAAUGCAAGACAAUGCUAGACCUCAUGUGGCUGGAGUGUGUCAGCAGUUCCUGCAAGAGGAAGGCAUUGAUGCUAUGGACUGGCCCCGCCCGUUCCCCAGACCUGAAUCCAAUUGAGCACAUCUGGGACAUCAUGUCUCGCUCCAUCCACCAACGCCACGUUGCACCACAGACUGUGCAGGAGUUGGCGGAUGCUUUAGUCCAGGUCUGGGAGGAGAACCCUCAGGAGACCAUCCGCCACCUCAUCAGGAGCAUGCCCAGGCAUUGUAGGGAGGUCAUACAGGCACGUGGAGGCCACACACACUACUGAGCCUCAUUUUGACUUGUUUUAAGGACAUUACAUCAAAGUUGGAUCAGCCUGUAGUGUGGUUUUCCACUUUAAUUUUGAGGGUGACUCCAAAUCCAGACCUCCAUAGGUUGAUAAAUUUGAUUUCCAUUGAUAAUUUUUGUGUGAUUUUGUUGUCAGCACAUUCAACUAUGUAAAGAAAAAAGUAUUUAAUAAGAUUAUUUAAUUCAUUCAGAUCUAGGAUGUGUUGUUUAAGUGUUCCCUUAUUUUUUUGAGCAGUGUAGUAUUAUGCACAAUUGCGCACAAUUGGCCCAGCGUCGUCUGGGUUUGGCCGGUGUGGGCCGUCAUUGUAAAUAAGAAUUUGUUCUUAACUGACUUGCCUAGUUAAAUAAAGGUUGACUAGUGAGAGAGCUUCCAUUGUGGCUGACACAAGAGGCAAUCUUAGAUCAUGUGAAUCAAUGACGCCAUUCUCGUGGUGACAGAGGGGGAACUAUUUGAGGAAACUGACGUCAGAGCCCCCUCCACACACACACACACAACACACACACACACACACAUUUAGUCAUUUAGCAGACGCGACUUACAGUUCAUCUUAAGAUAGCUAGGUGGGACAACCACAUAUCACAGUCAUAGUAAGUACAUUGUUUCUCAAUAAAGCAGCUGUCAGUCAGAGCUAGUAAGGGGAGAAAAAAAAUAUAAAGUGUGAGUGUUAUUUGGGGGGGUGGGGGGUCGCGGUGAGAAGGGGGUGCUGUGGGAUUAUUUAAGAUGUUUUCAGAAGAUGGGCAGGGACUCUGCUGUCCUAGCUUCAGGGGGAAGCUGGUUCCACCACUGGGGUGCAAGGACAGAGAAGAGCUUGGACUGGGCUGAGCGGGAACUGCCCUCCUGUAGGGAUGGGAGGGCCAAGAGACCAGAGUGGCAAAACAGAGUAUUAGGGUUGGGGUGUAGGGUUUGAGCAUAGCCUGAAGGUAGGGAGGGGCAGUUCCUCCUUUUCCUGGCGUGUGCCCUAAUGAACACUGCCCUUGGUAAAAAAUGUAUUUGUAUUUCUUUAAAAUACUUGAGAUGUGCUUGAUUGAGCGUACCUGGUGCAAUGGGAGAGGAGAGGAGAGGAGAGGAGAGGAGAGGAGAGGAGAGGAGAGGAGAGGAGAGGAGAGGAGAGGAGAGGAGAGGAGAGGAGAGGAGAGGAGAGGAGAGGAGAGGAGAGGAGAGGAGAGGAGAGGAGGAGAGGAGAGGAGAGGAGAGGAGAGGAGAGGAGAGGAGAGGAGAGGAGAGGAGAGGAGAGGAGAGGAGAGGAGAGGAGAGGAGAGGAGAGGAGAGGAGAGGAGAGGAGAGGAGAGGAGAGGAGAGGAAAACAAGUGAGGAGAGGAGAGGAGGAGGUGAGAAGAGGAAGACAAGUAAGGAGAGGAGAGAAGAGGAG